ACUAUACCUAAUUGCACAUUCGGCCCCCUUCAGGGCAGAUUUAGAACUUUGUUCAUCGCAGCAUAAACAAAUACUCCAAAACAACAAAUGAAAUGAAAUGUUUUUUUUUUGUUGAUUGCAACACAUGAAGUGAUAAGAAUUAAACUAGUGCAUUGAUUGUUUCUAGAAUUGAUUUUAAUAAUUCAGGAGGAGAAUCAAAGAAUAAAAAUAAGUGAGAGUGAUCGUGAGGGUUAUAAACAUAAAGAGACUGAAAUAGUUUUCAACAUCGAAAAUGGAUAAUUUGUUUGGAAAAGAUGACUCUGAGAACGAAAACGAAAAUAUUGAAAUAGGGAAUAACAAGGAUUCAAACAGAGACAGUGAUGUUGGGGUUUCUGAUAAGGAUGAUAUGAUUGACGUUGAGGAACAUGAGAUCAAGACUGAAUUGGAUAGUUCUGGAGCAGAAGCAGCAUCUGAUACCGAUCUGGGUCCUUCUAAAGAUCUCCCCACGUCUCUCACGACAGACAAACGACCCCCAGAAUCCAGGGACAGCAGCAAUGAGUCCUCUAGGAUGGAAAUAGACAAUAGUAGAGACAAAGUAGUUGAUGAUUUGUUUCAUUCGGAUAUCGUUCUUCCUCAAGCAUCACCAGUUGUUGUGAAGGAACGACGAGAGAGCAAGGAGAAGAACAAGAGGGAGCUUGAGGAAGAGGAGCGAGAGAAAAUGCAAGUUUUAGUUUCUAAUUUCACUGAGGAUCAGUUGGAUCGAUAUGAAAUGUACAGGAGAGCUGCAUUCCCUAAAGCAGCGAUAAAGAGAAUUAUGCAGACAAUAACAGGAUGUUCAGUCUCGCAGAAUGUCGUAAUUGCGAUGUCGGGUAUUGCUAAAGUAUUCGUUGGUGAGAUUGUGGAAGAAGCUCUGGAUGUAAUGGAGGCCAACAAUGAGACUGGUCCCCUCCAGCCAAAGCAUCUUCGAGAGGCUGUUCGUAGACUGAGAUGUCAGGGACAGAUACCCACUGGAAAAACGAGAAAAGCAUUCUUCAGGCUCUAAAUCUAUUUUAAUCCGUCAGCUGAUCUAUUGUUCUAAUUUAAACAAUUAUAAAAAACAACUAUGGAAUAACUUUUUAAGACAGUAGAAACUUUUCACACAAU
Diachasma alloeum is the source of this 1122-nucleotide messenger RNA. RefSeq names its product transcription initiation factor TFIID subunit 11 (gene Taf11). The coding region runs from base 272 to 1021 and encodes 249 amino acids. The transcript is spliced from 6 exons. Gene Ontology annotation, molecular function: transcription coactivator activity; protein heterodimerization activity. Lineage: Eukaryota; Metazoa; Arthropoda; Insecta; Hymenoptera; Braconidae. The record is from RefSeq and is a predicted model, not a curated record. Gene Ontology annotation, cellular component: transcription factor TFIID complex; nucleus. Gene Ontology annotation, biological process: RNA polymerase II preinitiation complex assembly; transcription initiation at RNA polymerase II promoter.